This is a messenger RNA of Talpa occidentalis (Iberian mole), 417 nucleotides long. RefSeq names its product gastrin (gene GAST). Gene Ontology annotation, cellular component: extracellular region. The transcript has 3 exons. The record is from RefSeq and is a predicted model, not a curated record. NCBI's taxonomy places the organism in Eukaryota, Metazoa, Chordata, Mammalia, Eulipotyphla, Talpidae. Bases 37 to 351 code for a protein of 104 amino acids. Gene Ontology annotation, molecular function: hormone activity.
GCCACAGCAUCACCACCUCCCACCUCUGCAGACAAGAUGCAGCGACUGUGUGUGUACCUGCUGAUCUCUGCGCUGGCCCUGGCCACCUUCUCCGAAGCUUCUUGGAAGCCCCUCUCCCAGCUGCAGGACACACCUGGGGGCCCAGGGGGCAGCAGAGGCCUGGAGCCGCAGUGGCUGGAUCAGCCGGGCCCAGCCUCUCACCACCGAAGGCAGCUGGGACCCCAGGGCUCCCCACACCUGGUGGCAGACCUCUCCAAGAAGCAGGGGCCAUGGCAGGAGGAAGAAGAAGAAGCAUACGGAUGGAUGGACUUCGGCCGCCGCAGUACUGAGGAAGGAGACCCACUUCCCUAGAGGGGAGCUCCAGAGCCCAUACACCCCCAUCCCAGUGCAGCCCAGCCCCAUGGAAAACCAGCCAGA